Messenger RNA from Diachasma alloeum, 1734 nucleotides. Its product is annotated as mitochondrial ornithine transporter 1. Gene Ontology annotation, molecular function: L-ornithine transmembrane transporter activity. Gene Ontology annotation, biological process: mitochondrial L-ornithine transmembrane transport. The record is from RefSeq and is a predicted model, not a curated record. Lineage: Eukaryota; Metazoa; Arthropoda; Insecta; Hymenoptera; Braconidae. The transcript has 4 exons. Bases 238 to 1176 code for a protein of 312 amino acids.
CUGCACACUCCCCUCUACUUGGGCUGAAGGGAGAUGAUGAUUCAGUUCAAUUCAGUUGGACUAUGAUUGGUGAUAAGCGUUGGUGGGCCAGAGAUAGUGUAUCUUCCCCGAGCCGGAAUCAGUGGUGCAUGUAUAGCCUCCCCGGCCUGACAUUAAAGACACGUGCUCAUUCCCGAGCCCUCCAGAAGACUCAUUGAUCGUUUCUCGAGGGUGUUAUCGAGUGUCAGCUGAUCAAUUAUGGCCAUGGAGGCUGUGGAGAGUCCCGCAGACAAAAUAAAACACGUGAAAACGGGAAUCAUCGACUUUGUUGCCGGUUCCCUUGGUGGAAUUGCCCUCGUUUAUGUCGGACAGCCCCUCGACACAGUCAAAGUCAAGAUGCAGACAUUUCCAGAUCUGUACAAAGGGAUGGCAGACUGUUUUCUCAAGACUUUCAGACAGGAUGGAAUAGCCAGGGGUCUCUACGCUGGCACUGCCCCCGCAGUUGUAGCUAAUGUCGCUGAGAAUUCAGUUCUCUUCGCUGCUUACGGGGCAUGUCAGAGUGCCAUUGCACAUUUAACAGGGAAACAAAAAGUUGAGGAGCUCAAUGCAUUUGGAAACGCGAGUGCAGGAUUCUUUGCAGCUUUUUUUUCGUCAUUGACAUUGUGCCCAACAGAACUCAUCAAAUGUCGGCUGCAAGCUAUGAGAGAAGUCCAGUCGCUAGAGUUGAAUGCUGGCAAGAAAAUUAAACGAAUAGGGCCAUGGCGUCUGACAAGGGACAUAGUUCGCCAGAAUGGCUUCACUGGAUUAUUCCGGGGGCUGUCUUCAACGAUAGCCCGAGAGAUGCCGGGAUACUUCUUCUUCUUCGGUGGAUAUGAGGCGACCAGGGAACUAUUGGCGAAACCGGGUCAGAGUCGAGAGGACAUUGGAUGGCAGAAGACUAUGAUAGCUGGUGCAGUUGGUGGUACUGUACUGUGGCUCGUCAUUUUCCCUGCUGAUGUUGUGAAGAGUCGAAUACAGGUUCAAAAUUUAUCAGAACCAGCAUUAGUCAUCAUGAAAGACAUCGUGAGAAAAGAGGGAGCAGGUGCUCUCUACAAUGGAUUGAAGCCAACUCUCAUAAGGACGAUACCAGCCACUGCCACCCUCUUCGUGACAUACGAGUACUCGAGGAAGCACUUGCAGUCACUCCUGGGUGUCUGACCCGAUUGAAUAAUUAGUUUGAAUUCUGCUACGUGAAAUCGACUGAGUGCAGGCUCAUCUCGUCGAUGAAAACAUCUCUUCCAGGAAGAGACGAAGAUUAAUUCCUCAGGCUCUGAUCUCACUCAUGAACAAUCCAAUGCAGUGAGAUGCAUACUUUGGCAGCAAUUGAUGUGCAUGACAUUUUUUCAUCAGUAUGUAUUUUUCUUUUAGUUUCAUAUUCCAUUCAUGACUGAAAAAUCAUGAUGCAGGUGUUUUCAACAGCAACAAUUCCAUUCUUCAGAAUAAAAAAAAGAAUUUAUAAUUUUUCAUCCAAUUUUCGUAUUUCAUCAGUGUAUACAAUAAAAUAGUUUUAUGCAACUCAUGAAGAUUUGUACAAACAUUUAACAUUUAAGACGAAGUAUGUUCUUUAUUGUUAAUGUGCUCUGUUAAUACAUCUCGGAGGAAUUCUUGUCGUUCGGCCUCCUUGAACUUCGUCCACGUUGACAACAUGAUCUAAAAUAAUUGUAAUUGAUGUUUGAGCUGGUGGUUGACAAUAAUAAAUUGACAAAUGUCGUGUAA